Ascoidea rubescens DSM 1968 is the source of this 1083-nucleotide messenger RNA. Its product is annotated as class II fructose-bisphosphate aldolase. The record is from RefSeq and is a predicted model, not a curated record. The transcript has a single exon. Gene Ontology annotation, biological process: gluconeogenesis; glycolytic process. Gene Ontology annotation, cellular component: cytosol. Gene Ontology annotation, molecular function: fructose-bisphosphate aldolase activity; zinc ion binding. Bases 1 to 1083 code for a protein of 360 amino acids. NCBI's taxonomy places the organism in Eukaryota, Fungi, Ascomycota, Saccharomycetes, Ascoideales, Ascoideaceae.
AUGGGUGUUCAAGACGUUUUAUCAAGAAAAACCGGUGUCAUUGUUGGCGACGAUGUUCGUGCUUUGUUUAACUACGCCCAAACAAAGGGUUUUGCCAUUCCUGCCAUCAAUGUAACCUCCUCUUCCACUGUUGUUGCUGCUUUGGAAGCUGCCAGAGACAACAAUUCCCCCAUCAUUCUCCAAACCUCCCAGGGUGGUGCCGCCUACUUUGCCGGUAAAGGUGUCUCCAACAAGGACCAAUACGCCUCAAUCCAAGGCUCAAUUGCUGCUGCUCACUAUAUCAGGUCAAUUGCUCCUGCUUAUGGUAUCCCAGUUGUCUUGCACACUGACCACUGUGCUAAAAAAUUACUACCUUGGUACGAUGGUAUGAUCAAAGCUGAUGAAGAAUACUUUGCCAAAAACGGUGAACCAUUAUGGUCUUCUCAUAUGUUGGACUUGUCUGCUGAAGUUGAUGAAGAAAACAUUUCAACCUGUGUCAAGUACUUCACCAGAAUGGCUAAAAUGAACCAAUGGUUGGAAAUGGAAAUCGGUAUCACUGGUGGUGAGGAAGAUGGUGUCAAUAACGAGUCUGUUGACAAGGAAUCCCUCUACACCUCAUCUGAAACCGUUUACUCAGUCUACGAAGCUCUUGCUCCAAUCUCCCCAAACUUCUCCAUUGCUGCCGCCUUUGGUAACGUCCAUGGUGUCUACAAACCCGGUAACGUUGUCCUUAGACCUUCAAUCUUAGGUGAACACCAAUUGUACGCUAAAAAUCAAUUAUCCUCUGACAAAUCUUUCCCAUUAUACCUUGUCUUCCACGGUGGUUCGGGUUCUACUCAAGAAGAAUUUGAUAUUGCAAUCAAGAAUGGUGUGGUGAAAGUCAACCUUGACACUGACUGUCAAUACGCUUAUUUGGCUGGUAUUAGAGAUUACGUUCUCAACAAAAAAGACUACAUCUUGAAAAUGGUUGGUAAUCCAGAGGGCGACGACAAACCAAACAAGAAAUAUUUCGAUCCAAGAGUCUGGGUUAGAGAAGGUGAAAAGACAAUGACAAUAAGAGUCUCCCAAGCCUUGGAUAUCUUCCACACUAAAGACCAAUUAUAA